Closterium sp. NIES-65 is the source of this 2301-nucleotide messenger RNA. The record is from the annotation of a GenBank genome assembly. Lineage: Eukaryota; Viridiplantae; Streptophyta; Zygnematophyceae; Desmidiales; Closteriaceae.
AUGGGUCGCGAGGUCGAGUCCAGCGAGGUGGAGGUGGAGGCGUUACCCACGCCUCCUAAGUUCGAUCUGAACAUCGACUGGUCGCAAGUUAAUCUCGAGGCGCUUCAGUUGCCUGAAGGCGAGGACUUCGACAUUAAGAGCGAGGACGAGGAGGAGGAGCUGGAGGUGGUGGAGUCGGAGACGGGCUUCGGGAACGUCAUCGUCGUCGACAACCUGCCCGUCGUGCCGCCCGAAAAGUUUGAGAAGCUGCAGACCGUGGCCAAGAAAAUUUUCGGGCAGAUUGGGCUGAUUCGCGAGGGGGGGCUGUGGAUGCCCGUGAAUAAGGAGACGCAGAAGACAAACGGAUAUGCCUUUAUCGAGUAUGCCACUCCCCAGGAGGCGCAAGCGGCGCGGGAGCAGAUGGACGGGUACAAGCUGGACAAGGCGCACGUCUUUAAAGUCUCCAUGUUUGACGACUUCGAGAAGUACGCGCGCGUGCCCGACCAAUACGCGCCGCCGCCGCUCAAGGAGUACACGCCCUCGGAGAACCUGCAAUGGUUCGCGGCGGACGAGCGCGGGCGCGACCAGUUUGUGAUCCGCUUCGCGUCGGAGACCGAGGUCUACUGGAACGACGCGCGCGCCGCCAAGCCCGACCCCGUCUACCGCCGCACGUUUUGGACGGAGAGCUUCGUGCAGUGGUCGCCGCUGGGGAGCUACCUCGCCACCAUCCAUCGCCAGGGCGCCGCCAUCUGGGCCGGCUCCUCGUGGCAACGCAUCAUGCGCUUCGCACACCCGCAGGUGCGGCUGAUCGACUUCUCCCCCGGGGAGCGCUUCCUCGUGACGUACAGCAGCCACGAGCCCGCCAACCCGCGGGACACACAGAAGGUGGUGCUGAACGUGUUUGACGUGCGUACCGGCAAGAGCAUGCGCGAGUUCAAGGGCGCCGCGGACGACUUUGCUACUGGCGGCGCCGGUGGCGUUGCCGGCGUGCAGUGGCCUGUGUUCAGGUGGGCCGGGGGGCGGGAGGACAAGUACUUCGCGCACAUGGGGAAGAACUGUGUGUCGGUGUAUGAGACGAGCACCAUGGCCUUACUUAACAAGACGUCCCUCAAGGCGGACCACGUGCACGACUUCACGUGGGCGGGCGGGCGGGAGGACAAGUAUUUCGCGCGCAUGGGGAAGAACUGUGUGUCUGUCUACGAGACGAGCACCAUGGCGCUGCUGGACAAGAAGUCGCUCAAGGCGGACCACGUGCACGACUUCACGUGGUCGCCCGCUGAGCCCAUCCUGGCCAUGUACAUUCCCGAGUCCAAUGGCGGGAAUCAACCUGCUAGGGUGAGCCUUGUUGCCAUUCCAUCGCGCGAGGAGCUGAGGCAAAAGAACCUAUUCAGCGUGAGCGAGUGCCGCAUGGCGUGGCAGAGCGCGGGAGAGUACCUGGCAGUCAAGGUCGACCGUUACACCAAGACCAAGAAAACCACCUACUCGGGCUUCGAGCUCUUCCGCAUCAAGGAGCGCGACAUCCCUAUCGAAGUCCUUGAGCUGGAAAACAAGAACGAUAAGGUCAUCGACUUUGCGUGGGAGCCCAAGGGGCAUAGAUUUGCGGUGAUUCACGGGGACGGGCCGAAGCCGGACGUGUCGAUUUACACGAUGAAGCCGGCGGGGGCGGGCGGCGCGGGGGGCGUUGUGAACGUGGCGAAGCUGACGACGCUCAAGGGGAAGCAGGCGAACACGCUGUGCUGGUCGCCCAUGGGGCGGUUCCUGGUGCUGGCGGGGCUCAAGGGGUUCAACGGGCAGUUUGAGUUCUUCAAUGUGGACGAGCUGGAGACCAUGGGCACGGGGGAGCACUUCAUGGCCACCGAUGUCGAAUGGGACCCCACCGGCAGGUACCUAGCAACGGCGGUGACGUCGGUGCAUCAGAUGGAGAACGGCUUCCACAUCUGGUCCUUCAGCGGCCGCCUGCUCUACCAGCUCCCCCGCGACCGCUUCAUGCAGUUCCUGUGGAGACCCCGACCCCCCUCCCUGCUGCCCGCGGAAAAAGAGGCAGAAGUUUCCAAGAACCUGCGCAAGUACAGCCGAAAGUACGAGGUGGAGGACGAGGAGGCCGGGGCGGCGUCAAGCGCAGCCGAGGUGGAGAGGCGGCGCAUGGUGCUGGACGAGUGGCGGCAGUGGCAGGCGGAGUGGCGGCACAUAGACGAGCAGGAGGAGAAGCUGCGGGCAGCGAUUAGAGGAGGCGUGAAGGAGGAGGAAGAGGAGUAUAAGGCGGAGGAGGUGGAGGUGGAGGAGAUUAUUGACAUUCAGGAGGAGAUUGAGAGGUUUGAGUGA